GUUGUUCCAUGACAUCCCAGUUAACCAGAGGGGCCAAACUCAAAGGCAUAGAGAAGCCAUGAGUUUCCCUUUUCCUCCUAAUCCAUACAGUACGCCAUCGAGCAGUGAUGAUGAUGCUGAUAAUGGUAGCUACACUCCUUCUCACAAAAGCUCGUCUGAUCUAAACAGCAAGAUCAUGCUCACUGCAAUCGUUUCAUUAUCGGUGGUGAUCGCGCUUGUUAUCACACUUCACAUCUACGCUAGAUGUGUCCUGAGGCGGCGGGCGCGGCGGCGGUCGGCCUUGCUCAGCAUAACUCUCUCCCGAGUGCACUCCGAUGAGCCACCCAAGACCGGGCUGGAUCAAUCCGUUAUCGACUCUCUACCGAUGUUCAAGUUCAGCGAGAAUGAUACCCAGGAGGAGGGUGGGACGACCGACUGUGCGGUAUGCUUGAGUGUCCUAGAGGAAGGAGAGAUUGCCCGGCUUCUACCCAACUGCAAGCACACUUUCCAUGCAGAGUGCAUAGAUAAAUGGUUGGGCACACACUCAACGUGCCCCAUCUGCCGCACGGAGGCUGAGCCCCGCCUGCAGCCCGAGCCCCGUGAGGCUAUGGUCAUGAUCAGGACUGUUCCCCCCGCAUCCGAGUCUCCUUCAGAUGGAACUAACUCAUCGUCCUUGGCAUGCUCGGAAGGGACAUCAGAGGGUGCGGCGCAAUGCUCGGCUAAGUCUGGUGCAUCGACUUCUCGGUUGAGUUCAUUCAGGAGGAUGCUUAGUAGGGGAUCAUCAAGGACAACUCAAUCCUGUGGUGCCCCAGAAGAUGGUAUAGAAGAUGUUGAGAGGCGAUGAUCAUCAUGGGGUAAAAUUAAACUUAAAAGCACUUUGUUUGAUUAAAAACUACAUAUACAUGGAGUGAUUAUUUGAUUGGAUUCAGUACAUGUUCCAUAGAUGAAAAGCAUACAUGAUUAAUGGCCUUAAUCCCAAUCCAGAUGGGUUGGGGGUGAUGAGUAUGAGUUUAGCUUGUGAGACAAGUUUUGUAUAUUUUUCAAACUUCAAUUAAUAGAUCAUGUAUUAUGUAUUGUUAUUGUUAUUAUUAUUUAAAUACAAUAUUUAUUGGUCU
Molecule: messenger RNA, 1094 nt
Organism: Vitis riparia (riverbank grape)
Lineage: Eukaryota; Viridiplantae; Streptophyta; Magnoliopsida; Vitales; Vitaceae
Product: RING-H2 finger protein ATL40-like
Exons: 1
Coding region: 59-823 (254 amino acids)
Source: RefSeq, a predicted model, not a curated record